Messenger RNA from Orbilia oligospora ATCC 24927, 2004 nucleotides. RefSeq lists its product as uncharacterized. Gene Ontology annotation, cellular component: plasma membrane. The record is from RefSeq and is a predicted model, not a curated record. Bases 1 to 2004 code for a protein of 667 amino acids. Gene Ontology annotation, biological process: actin filament organization; cell motility. The transcript is spliced from 5 exons. Lineage: Eukaryota; Fungi; Ascomycota; Orbiliomycetes; Orbiliales; Orbiliaceae.
AUGGAUAGCGUCAACGAAAUCAUCGAGCGCCUCGGUAACUCCGAAGAUGCGGUGCGCAAAAUGGCCGCCUUCAAGCUGCAAAGCAACAUUGCAGACCCAUCGUUCGCAGAAAUGUUUAUCCUGCAGGGAGGGAUCAUUGAACUGCGCGAGUUGGCGAUUAACGCCAACGGGAACACGCUGGCGUAUUCACUUACCAGUUUCUCAAGGUUGUUGGAGGUAGAUAAGGGGUGGGAGUAUGUUACACCAGAGUUGAUUUCGAGGAUGGUAGAUUUGAUUACUGGUCAUCCACUUAUCAACAUUCUUCGAGGCGCCAUGGCCGUCCUUGGCGCGAUUGUCGCCCACCCCCAAAUAUCCGAAGGUCGAGGGUCGAUGAUGACGGGUCUGUUUGGAUUCCAGGCACUAAAGCCUGCGAUAGCAGAGCAUCCGGAAUUUUUAGAGAUGUUGGUGGAGAGGGUGUCGAGUGCGGACCAUGCGCUGUGCGCAAAUGCACUGCAAUUGAUCAAUGCUCUGAUGAGGGACAGCAUCGCAUCGGAUAACGAAUGGCAGAAGUUUAUCAAGAAGUUACAGGACCUAGGGGUUAUCCGGACCGUUUAUUACCUCAUGCAAGGCUCGUCGUUACAGGAUCUGGCGCAUCCAUUACUCGAGUUCCAAGCACUGAUGAAGAUGCUGAUACGAAAAUGGCGGGCUGUUAAGCUGAAUUUGGAGCGGAAGGACCAUAGAACUGCCCUGAAGACCAUCCAUAUCGCUAGCGCAUCGAGUAUACGAAGCAAUCCAGAGAAGUGGAGGAGAUUAGGUUUCGAGACCGAAUCUCCUGCUUGGGAGUUUGAGCAGGCUGGGUUCUUAGGGAUGAUGGACAUGACUGAGUUCGUGAAGGAUCAUGAAGAUGAAUUCCAAAAGAUCAUCCAUGAGCAAGAGGCGAAGUCAAAGGAGGAGCGAUUCCCAUUCGCUAGAGCAAGUCUUUAUGUUACAUCUUUACUCUGCGAGCAGUUCGCUGUCGACAACUCGGAAGCGGAUGAUGCGAAAACAAUCAUGAUUCUGGAGUCUCGGGCGAGUUUCGAGAAAGCAUUCAAACCUCUGCUGCUACAAUGGUCUCGACUACACACCGCUGCUUUGUUCGCUUUCUUUAGAAUAUGGAAAGAGACCUCGGCAUUGUACAGUGACUUCGACAAAGUUUCCGAUCUCGUUCGUGUUCUAGGGUACAAAACAAUGGUGCAGGCGACAAGGACCAAAGAAAUUACAGAGGUCGAAAAGGAGUUCGCAGAGUACGACUACCAGAGACUGAGAGUCAUCCAAAUGGAGUUGCUGGAGCAGGCUUAUGGGAAUGCAUGGAGACCGCAGCUGACCUCUGUCUACGAGGAGACUGCCAAGGAAGCACAGGAGUUUAUCAAAGAGCAAAGGAUUAGAUGUCUAUUGCAAGGCAGCUGGUUUACAACGGAUCGUACGGAUGGCUCUCAUAACAAGUCGAAAGACAAGUUGGCCUAUAUUUCGUUGUUUGCGAGGCUGUCAACCGACAGGCGGUAUCUUUGCUAUGGCUAUUAUAACGCCGAUAUGGAUAUUGAGCCAAGAAUGGAGGAUUUGGUUCAUAAGAUCCCCGUAUCGUCCGUAUCGAGCGUUGUAUCGAAUGUUAUGCCGUCAGUGAGGGACAACCGCGACUCAUCAGCUACAGUGACAACUGCGACGCCUUUCAACUCUACUACGACGAAGCUAACAAUAUACGGGAGACAGCCGCCUAGCGGAAUACAGCAGAAUGGGGAUACUAACAAGGAGUAUCCAUUGAUUGUGCUACAUCCUUCGAAUCAUACUAUCGCCUCGGAAUGGCUGGACGGUCUGCUCUUCCUCAUGGGCAAGAAACCGAUCACUUCAGAGACCAGCAAUCUGAUAAACACGGUUGCAAAAUGCAGUAUGAAAGUGCGACUGUUAAGUGUGCGAUACACAGAUAUAUAUCCUGGCCCCCCGGAUAUACCUUCAAGAAAUGGAGUUGACGAUGAUUUCUUCUAUUCUUAG